CACAAUCAACAAAAUCUUACUAAAACACGCGCUUGUGCAAAUUUAGGUAAAUAAUCACUAAAUAAACAAAACGUGAAUACUUAAUUAUUAAAUAAAAAUGGCCACAACAGAUGAGAAGGUGGAUGCAAAACCAAAUAUAUUGAUAACAGGAACGCCAGGUGCGGGAAAGUCGUACCUGUGUGAAAGGUUAUCCGAUCAAUUAAAAUUAAAAUGGUUGGAUUGCUCUAGAAUUGCUAAGGAAAACAACUUCGUGGAAGAGUAUGAUGAUGAGUACGAUUGUCCCAUUCUUGAUGAAGACAAGCUAAUGGACUAUAUGGAGCCAUUUAUGCAACAAGGCGGAAAUAUAGUUGAAUAUCAUGGAUGCGACUUUUUCCCUGAACGAUGGUUUGAAGCUGUUUUUGUGGUUACAUGUUCGAAUACUAUACUUUUUGAUCGUCUAAAGGAACGUGGGUACAAUGAAAAGAAAUUAAAAUCAAAUCUUGAAUGUGAAAUUUUUGGAACAGUGCUAGAAGAGGCACGCGAUUCGUACAAACCAGAUAUUGUUGUUGAAUUAAAAGGUGAUACCAAACUGGAUGGUGAACAAAGUUUGAAAACCGUAAAAAAUUGGUACAGAGCAUGGAAGCGAAAGUAAGGCAUCAUUCUACUUUCAAAAUUAUCUCUGAAAGUGAAUAUAAAUUAAAAAAUCGUCAAUACAGACAAAAGCGAUAAUCAGUUAAAGUGUGUUUUUUAUAUACAGGAAGUGAAUAAAGAAUACUAUUUUUGUAUCUAGGA
Bactrocera tryoni is the source of this 771-nucleotide messenger RNA. RefSeq names its product adenylate kinase isoenzyme 6 homolog (gene Ak6). Gene Ontology annotation, cellular component: nucleus; cytoplasm. Lineage: Eukaryota; Metazoa; Arthropoda; Insecta; Diptera; Tephritidae. Gene Ontology annotation, molecular function: ATP hydrolysis activity; AMP kinase activity; ATP binding. The transcript is spliced from 3 exons. The record is from RefSeq and is a predicted model, not a curated record. Bases 98 to 631 code for a protein of 177 amino acids.